Fusarium graminearum PH-1 is the source of this 1134-nucleotide messenger RNA. RefSeq lists its product as uncharacterized. Bases 109 to 1134 code for a protein of 341 amino acids. Lineage: Eukaryota; Fungi; Ascomycota; Sordariomycetes; Hypocreales; Nectriaceae. Gene Ontology annotation, biological process: calcium import into the mitochondrion; mitochondrial calcium ion homeostasis. Gene Ontology annotation, molecular function: calcium channel activity; uniporter activity. The record is from RefSeq and is a predicted model, not a curated record. Gene Ontology annotation, cellular component: uniplex complex; mitochondrial inner membrane. The transcript has a single exon.
CAUGAAAAAGGGUAAACUAGUCUCCUACGAUCUUGACGGACCCCAACUAAUGCCCGUACAGGUCGUCUUCUAACUACCCCAACCCGCCUACUGAAGCUCAUUCUACCAAUGCCCUUCCAUCCCGAACAAGAACACGUCAAUAGACCAGUAGAGGGCGACGUUGACGACGCAGGUGCAACAGUCGAGCCGCUGGCUCUUCUUAUCCACCCCCAUCAGCCACUUUCGUAUCUCGAGCGAUUGAUCCAAGCCGAAAUCCCUCCCGUUCAAUACAAGGGCCGCGAAAAGCUCCCCGACAUUGUUUUCCGGGCCGAAGCUGACCAAAAUGAACAAGACGGGAGGAAGGAUGACAACAAGAAGAAGGACAACGCCAAUGUCGCAUCUUAUUCUGGGCUCGGUCACGAAGGCCCUACUAACAAAGAGGCCAACUGGGUACGAUGGAGUGGCAGCACCGAGAUCGGAGACUUUAUCAGAGAUGCCGCUCGUGGUCGCGAAUUUGCAAUCAAUGUCGAAGGCUUUGAUAGGGAACUGCGAGUUGCCGUACCAAGUUUCAGAGACCGUACUUACUACAUGCGCAUGACUCUACGACGCAUGUCACGCGAUAUUGAAUCCAUGUCAAAGGUCAAGAACGAAUGCGACACGUUGGCUCACCAAGGAGCGCACCGUCUAGCGCAAGGUGGUUUUGCGGCCCUGGCCGGAUGGUGGGGAGUCGUUUACUACGUCACAUUCCACACUCAGGCGGGAUGGGACUUGGUAGAGCCCGUCACCUACCUGGCAGGCCUGACAACAGUCAUGGGCGCUUACCUCUGGUUCCUGUACAUCAGCCGCGAUCUUAGCUACAAGGCCGCAAUGAAGGUGACAGUAUCCAAGCGACAGGCAGCACUGUACCAAGAGCGUGGCUUUGACCAGAACAGAUGGGAUCAGAUUAUCCACGAGGCUAACAAUCUGCGAAAGGAGAUCAAGAUCAUCGCAAGCGAGUAUGAUGUUGAUUGGGAUGAGAAGAAGGAUCUGGGAGGCGAGGAAGUCAAGAAGGUCCUUGAGGAAGAGAAGCAAGGCCGCGACGGUACCAAGGUGACUGAGGGCAAGGACGAAGAUGAUGGUCCCGGAUCAUCUGACAAGAUCAAGAAGAAGCAGUAA